This is a messenger RNA of Desarmillaria tabescens, 2241 nucleotides long. RefSeq names its product Hsp70 protein-domain-containing protein. The record is from RefSeq and is a predicted model, not a curated record. Gene Ontology annotation, biological process: protein folding. Gene Ontology annotation, molecular function: ATP-dependent protein folding chaperone; ATP binding. The transcript has 4 exons. The coding region runs from base 55 to 1965 and encodes 636 amino acids. NCBI's taxonomy places the organism in Eukaryota, Fungi, Basidiomycota, Agaricomycetes, Agaricales, Physalacriaceae. Gene Ontology annotation, cellular component: nucleus; cytosol.
UUUUUUUUCUUCUCCUACUACCGCGACUUCGGCAAGCGCUAACGCUAACCAGUAAUGGCUACGGAAACACUGGCAAACGGGAGCGCCGACCCUUCUGUUGGGGGUGCCACCAUUCCCCCGGUCGUUGGAAUCAACUUCGGCAACUCAUAUGCAUCCAUUGCAGUAUUCACGAAGGAAGGGUUAGCGGAAUGCAUCGCCAAUGAAGAUGGGGAACGCCAGAUUGCCUGUGCGAUUGCAUUCCAUGGAGAAGAAAUGUACAUUGGCAACCAAGCCAAACAUCAACUGGUAAAGAAUUCAAAAAAUACGAUUACCGGAUUCCGCAACCUCCUGGGCAAGAAAUUUUCCGAGAUACCAUCUUCCCAAAUAUCAACGACAUCGGCGCUAGUCAUCCAACACCCUGAGCUUCCUGAUGUACCGGCGUACAAGGUCGAGGUACUGCAGGCUGCACCAGCGCCUCUACCAUCCACAGCAUCCAAUACCCCGGCGGCUUCUGUUGCCCCUACGCCUCGUUCCGAACCUACCCCCGCCGAACGUGUCCUUACCGUUUCUGAGGUCACAACCAUGUUCCUUCAGUCUCUUAUCCAGUCCGCAGAAGACUUCCUGGGUAAAAAAGUACAAGGCGCUGUCGUUACGGUCCCGCCGACAUUCACUGACGCUCAGAUUGACGCCCUAGACAAGGCAGCAUCUGAUGCUGGAGUGAAGGUGUUGCAGUUCUUAGAAGAAGCUGGCGCCGCAGCAGCUACCACCUCCAGCGAACAGUGGAGUUCGUCACUUAACCCAGAUCGCACACAACUCAUUGUCGACCUCGGUUCGUCUUCCCUUUCUCUGUUCGUUGUCUCCAUGCGGGAAGGACUCGCGCACCUCCUUGGUUCGUCAACGACAUCCGCCGUCGGUGGUGAUCAGAUAGACGACAAGCUUGUGUCUUUCUUCGCCACAGACUUUACCAAAAAGACAAAAACAUCACUCAAAGUUGUUCCUUCCGUCGAAAAUGCCGACAAGCGUGCUGAGGCUAAGUUGCGUCUCGCUAUCGAGCAUACAAAACGUACCUUGAGUGCAUCCCCCGGUGCUGCGACGUGUUCAGUCGAAUCAUUAAAGGACGGUCUAGACUAUACUGGCUCCAUCAACCGAAUUAGAUUCGAUAUGGUGGUGCGGUCGGUGUACACUGCGGUUGGUGCUGCUGUUGAGGAACUAUUGAAGUCACUGGACAUAGAUUCCUAUUACAUCAACGAGAUCGUUUAUGUGGGCGGGACGACGUGUCUGCCAGGUUUGAACGAGCACCUCAUCACCUCCUGUGGCUUCAGUGAUGCCGUUGACACGCCAUUUUCGCUCGGAACUGUAGUCGGUGGUGGUGUCGGUGAUCCCACGACGAUCCUAGCUCGGGGUAGCGCCGUACAGGCUGCCUUGAUCGCUUCUCUGCCACAUGACGAGGACUUCGCGGAGAUUCGACAAGCCUUUGAGAGGGGCUCUGUCACUGAGGCUCCCGUGAUGACGCGUUCUAUCGGGUUGUACUUCCCUGGUGAAGGGGAGGAAGACAAAACCGGAACAUGGAUGACUAUUCUGUGGAAAGACACACCGCUCCCCGUUCGUCGAAUUGUCACUUUCGAUGCUACUCUUACCGACGAGUCGAAGAAGUUUGCGUUUGAAGUAUGGGAGGUCGAGGAGAAAGUCCGCAUAGAAAAGGUGAAACUCGAGAAGCUCGAGCUUUCCGACGAUGAAGAGGAGGAAGAGGAAGAUGAAUACGAGGAGCAGAAGCACCCUCACAUGAGCCGAGUCGCUUUCCUUGGUGCGAAGGAAGCCGAGGCUCUGCUAGGAAUCAAAACGAAGGGCAAUGGACCUGAUGCCGGUAAAUGGACGACCACAUUGCAAGUCAUUUUCCAGGCAUCUGAAGAAGGGGAACUGGAGAUUUAUAUGCGUGAGAUCGGAGAGAAUGGCGCACUGCUGUCCCUUCGUGUUCCUCCGUCAUGAUACUUACGUGCUCUGUAUAUCCUGUGAUUAUAGAUUACUGCAAUUGCCAUCUAAAUAAGAAAGGACUGGCAAAUUUUUAUCUAUCUUCGUGGAUGCAUUCGAUCGAUAUACACAAGAAGCUCAAGCAUGCAACAUCAAGUACCAGUAUAUGUUGGUCCCUUCAUUAGGUCUUCAGCGAAGGGUGGGCAUGUCGAUCAUAGCGAGUUAGAUGGUGAGUCGAAUCUGAAGUCCCAGAUAUAGGGUCAGCAUUAGCUCUUCAAUACCCGAUUGAUCUUU